AUUCAAGGAGCGCGCGUAAGGUCAUGUAUGCUAAUAUCGGCAGUAUAGUAUUCUUACUUCUGACAUUACGUUUAUAUCACGAAGCUUAUAAAAUGUCUGAUGAUCCAGGUGUCUUCAAGGGGGGAGCAAAUAGUCAAAUUUCUUUAAAUCUGCUAAUUAGCGCUAGCACUCUAUAUUGUUAUAUUUCUUCAGCCCGUUCAUCUUUCUAGGUCUUGUCAAGGCAAGAGUGAAGUGCGCUUAAUCGAAAUUACAAAGUCGGCUUCUCGGCUUUCGCGUAAAUGUCUAACAAACGCCCCUCAUUGACUGCUUCAAAGGGACCCAGCUCAUUCAAAAAACCAAGGGGCAAUAACGAUGAACCUCCAGAACCUUCAAAGUUUGAACAAGAGCUUAUGUUAUUGGAUGAUCUUGAGACUGAAGAUAUAGCUUUGGUGGAUGAAAGUGCAGCUAUAUCCCAUUUAGAUUUUCUAACAAAUUCUCAUUGGCCAAGACCUAACUUAAAACCACUUGACCCAAAUAAAGACAGUAUAAUUUUUCUACAGUUUGAUGUCUCACACUAUAAAGAAAUUGAUGACUUUUAUUUUCAGGUAUUCUUGUUAUAUUACUGAAAAGAAUAACAGUAACAGUAAUACAAUUUUUGUUUCACGAUUUCUUGUUUAAUUUAGCGUUGUCUUUUCAUGUUGUCAGUCGUCUUUAAUAUGUUUUGUAUAGUCACAAAUGUGUACAUUGAUGCUUCCAGUAUUAUGUAAAUAAUUUAUCCUGCACGACACCCAUUCUGCAUUUGUGCAUAAGUCGUUUCAGUUGUUUCGUGUUUAUAAUAUUGUGCUGAUGGAAUGAGAUGUGUGCUUCAUUUGAUUGAUAACGACGCAAUAACUCACUGUUCGACAUUUAAUCGGAAAACCUAUUAUUCACAAUUAAUUUGAAUGUGGCAUGUUACACAUCAUUUAUCCUUUUACUGUCACAAUCAAUACUGCAUAUUGCCUUUUCACAUUUGCAUGAGUGUCUUGUAUAUCUGUUUGAAAACAAUAUUAAAGUGCAUUGAUUAGCAUAACAUUUAAAAAAUCCUACUUUGUGUAUUCCAUCUCAUGCGUCAUUCAUCUGUUGAGUGAUCAUGUUGAAUGCAUGGAGUAUAACUGAUCUAAGUGCUAUUUUAUUGCAAUCAGGUCAUAUCCCGGACCAGUGUUCUCUUUGAGUCAAUAUAUGAUGAAAUUGUUGUACUAAGAGUAAAGAUACUAAGUAUGGAAUGCUGUUUAACACAAAAUAUAUUAUUCAAGUGUUGGUUUGUAGGGAUUUGAUUGGUUUACAGGAUUUCAUUUUGAGCUGACGUAAGUUAGAGUUAAUGGUAUACGAGCUCGCCUUGUAACCAGUAAGUCCUGGGUUCGAACUGUGGCGGUGGCUGCGUGCAGUUGAAGAGUCCCAAACUAGGACGAAACAGCUAUCCAGUACUCCCAGGUGGUUUUCCAAUGGUCCUCUAACUAAUGUCAGCUCGUGAUGAAAUCCUGUAAACAAAAUAUAAUACUAUUAAGAAACUGUCGGUCUUGGAUAGCGUUACACUCAUUGUGUGAUUUAUAGUUAUCAUAAUGGAAGAUAUGUAUGAAUUCAUUAUUUAUUAUAGGGGAGUGUUAUAUAGAAAUAUGUCUAAUAAAGAUGUUUACAUCUUAUAAUUAUUUGUUACAUUUAAAAUUUAAGAAUUAUGAUAUUUACCCACCUUAUAUUCAAGACACUUUAGCUUUAUAUGCUUAUGGAAUUGUAUGGGUAGCUGUCUCUUCACGUUUACCCACACUGUGAAGGUUGAUUUCUCUUUAGGGUACCAUAAACAAGCACUGAGUAUUAUGUAACAGCAGAAUCCAGGCGACAACUGCGGGAUUCACAUCCUCUUUGAGUUGAUUUUCAGAGUUGUGUUCCUAUUGACGUCUUACCACCGGCUACAGGCAGUAGCGAAAGUGUGGUUGUACAAUUUUUAGGACUGACAUUUUUUAACCUCCACUCCCUUUCCAGAGCAAAGAGGGGGCAUAGUUGACUUAAUGGUUGUCUGAGGGAAAUAGUUUAUUGAUGUUACAUCCAUAUUUUCUAACAUUACGAUCUCUCUUUCAGAGACCUAACAUAAUGUAAGCGACUAACAACACUUCAGUAGCAAUUGCUUUUAGUGUAAUCUCUAUCCAAACGAAUUUUGUGGCGUGUUAGGACUUUCAGAAACAUUUAUUUCAACCAAUGUAGUUCGUUGGGUCGCUGUGAUGUGGGAACCUGACCAUAACGUGAUGGUCGGGGUUGCAGCUAUCGGUCGAGCGUCAAAUUAAGAACAUUUGCUAACUUAAAAUGCUUUUUCUCUCGUGAUUUCUGUCUGAAUUUAUUGUUAUAUUUAAAAUUAAUUUACCUACUUAACAGCACAAAAAAUUACAAUGUAGAAGUCUUAUGUGUGGUAUUCAUGCAUCGCCCAUUGAGUUUUUAUUUCAUUAUGUGUUACUCCAGUUGUCACGCAUAUAUGCAUAGUGUACACAGUUCUACACAGUAAUAAGGAAGAUUUAUAGCUCAGAUGGAUGACUUUCAUAUGGUUGUGGUCUCUGAGCCGGAUGGUUUAAUUGCGAAAUGUUUACUGCUUUUCUAGACAAAAUAUUCAGCGCAGUCUUCAUAUUGAAAAACUCUUUACAUAAGAUAAUACAGAUAAAAUGCAUGACAUAUAACUUCUAAAUUAGUAUUGAACUUGGCUCAGAAUAAAUACGGUGGUACUUACAUCAAUAUAGCGGGAAAAAAUAAAGCGAAGGCUUAUUACCAUGUCUUAUCAAGUUCUUCAUACACACGAAAGGUUGACUGCGCGUCAUUACGACUGCCAGUAGAUAAUUAAAUAAUAUUUAGUUUUUGUUUUGAUUCCUUUACGUUCCCAGUGAAACAUAGGGCUUCGAGCUAGAGCCUUAAAGUUUCAGUAGCAGUGGUGUUUGUUUUUACGGGAUGGAGUUGCUGGCCAGCCUCAUGCCCAACCUUCCCUCUUUACCAGUCUUAUUACUGGCUUAGCGAGGUAAAGGAGUACGUCGGUCGAGGAUCAAAACCCGUACCACAUGCUUGGUCCGCUGGCAUUCUACUUCUGUGCCACUGACGCACAGUAGUUAGAAAUAGACUUUUUUAUUUUCACUAGACCCUUGAUCUGAAUGAUAUCUUUUGAUUCCAUUUAAUAGAAAUCAGUUCUGUCCAAUUCAAAAUUCAUGGGCCCAUUAGAUUCCAGCCCAAGUGACUGAAUGGUUAACAAGCUUGGCCUCGUAACAUGAAGGUCGAGAGUUGGAUCCCCGGUAGGUGAGCUUAUGAGUUCGUACUAUUGGAGAUCCUCGAACUAGGACAAAACUAUCUAGUUGACAUUAAUCCAUGAUAAAACUUGAAACAAAUUCCACUAUGUUUUCUCCCCUUGCACUCUUUAAUCGCUUUCCACUAAAGUGUGAUUCUCACAGUAUCUAGUAUUGAAAAAACCAAUGAACUUGAAUCAUUACUUUCUCUUACCUUAUUUUUUUUGUUUAGGGUGAACGUUUGGCCGGUAUGCCUGGAGCUGCACAAAGUCCUGUACCAAUUAUACGUUUAUUUGGUGUCACUGAAAAUGGUCAUAGUGUUUGUGCACAUGUACACGGUUUUGUGCCAUACUUUUAUGUUCCAGCACCUAAAGACUUUUCAAUUAAUUAUUUAAAUGAUUUUCGUGAAGCAUUAAACUCUGCUUUAUUGAGAGAGAAUAAAACAAAGGAAUUUGAAGGAUUACAUCAUCUUGUGCUUAGGGUAACAUGCGAAGAAAAACAAAAUGUAUAUGGUUUUCAUGGUAAUCGUAGCCUACCAUUUCUACGUAUAACUAUGGCAUUACCACGUUUAAUUGCACCAGCUAAACGGAUAUUAGACAAUGGUUUAGCAUUUGCUAACUAUCCACUACAGUCAUAUCCAGCUUUUGAAGCAAAUAUUGACUUUGAAAUACGCUUUAUGACGGAUACCUUAAUGACUGGAUGUAGUUGGGUUGAAGCUCCCGCUUCUAAAUAUAAACUAAGAGAUUCUACACAAAAAACAGAAGAUUAUAUUAAAACGUCAAACAAAAAAUCAAACAAUACUACCUCUACUACUAAUAGUAGUAGUAGCAGUAGUAAUCACAAUGAAGAGAAUUCAUCAUCUACAAUAAUAAAGUCAUCAUUGUUAACUGGUCAAACAAGAUGUCAAAUUGAAUUUGAUAUUGCCUGGGAUGCUUUAGUUAUCCACUCACCUGAAGGUCAAUGGAGUAAUAUUGCACCGCUACGUGUAUUAAGCUUUGAUAUUGAAUGCGCAAGUCGUAAAGGUGUAUUCCCUGUACCAGAAAAAGACCCAGUUAUACAAAUAGCUAACAUGGUUACUAACUAUGGUGAAACAACACCAUUUAUACGUAAUGUAUUUACACUGAACACAUGUGCACCGAUUGUUGGUUCUCAGGUGAUAUGUCAUCAGACUGAACAGGAACUAUUAGCUAAUUGGGCAAUGUUUGUACGCGAAAUUGAUCCAGACAUUAUAACUGGUUAUAAUAUACAAAAUUUUGAUUUACCCUAUCUUAUUAAUCGAGCUAACGCUUUAAAAGUUGAUAGUUUUGCAUUUCUUGGUCGUAUACGUGGUGCACGUUCUACUGUACGUGAAGCAAUGGUACAGUCGAAACAAAUGGGUCGUAGAGAGAAUAAAUUUGUAAAUAUUGAUGGACGUGUACAAUUAGAUUUAUUACAGAUUUUAUUCCGUGAUUAUAAACUACGCAGUUAUACACUGAAUGCUGUUAGUUAUCAUUUUCUUGAAGAACAAAAAGAAGAUGUUCAUCAUAAUGUGAUAACAGAUUUACAAAAUGGUGAUUCACAGACACGAAGACGUUUAGCUGUUUACUGUCUGAAAGAUGCCUAUUUACCAUUACGUUUAUUAGAUAAACUAAUGUGUAUUGUAAAUAAUAUUGAAAUGGCACGUGUUACAGGUGUACCGUUAACCUAUCUACUAACUAGAGGUCAACAAGUAAAGGUUGUAUCUCAAUUAUUACGUAAAGCUCAUGAACAUGGUUAUUUAUUGCCUACAUAUCAAUCACAACAAGGUGAUGAAUUUGUUGGUGCAACAGUUUUAGAACCACGUAAAGGUUAUUAUAAUGAACCGAUAGCUACAUUGGAUUUUGCUAGCCUAUAUCCAAGUAUUAUGAUGGCGUAUAAUUUGUGCUAUACAACUUUGUUACAAGUAAAUACAACGCCUCAUGGUUCAACAGGCGGUGGUAUUCAAGCACUAGUACAACGAUAUAAUUUAACUGAUGAAGAUUAUAUUAGAACACCGACUGGGGCGUAUUUUGUUAAAUCACAUGUGCGUCAAGGUAUUCUACCGGAGAUCUUACAACAGUUAUUAAGUGCUAGAAAAAAAGCCAAAGCAGAACUUGCCAAAGAGACUGAUCCACUGCGUAAACGUGUUUUAGACGGUCGUCAGCUGGCAUUAAAGAUUAGUGCUAAUUCUGUAUAUGGUUUCACUGGUGCACAAGUUGGCAAAUUGCCGUGUUUAGAAAUAUCCGCUUCAGUGACAUCAUUUGGUCGCCUUAUGAUUGAACAGACUAAAACGCAUGUUGAACAGAAAUUUUCAAUAGCCAACGGAUAUGCACACAAUGCUGUGGUUAUUUAUGGUGAUACAGAUUCUGUUAUGUGUAAAUUUGGUGUAUCAACAGUUGCUGAUGCUAUGGAACUUGGUCGUAAAGCUGCUGAAGUUAUCUCUGAAGAAUUUCCGAAUCCUAUUCGAUUAGAAUUUGAAAAGGUAUAUUUCCCGUAUUUACUCAUCAAUAAGAAACGUUAUGCUGGCUUAUAUUUCACUAAACCAGAUCGUCAUGAUAAAAUGGAUUGUAAAGGCAUUGAAACUGUACGACGUGAUAAUAGUCCAUUGGUAGCUAAUCUGAUAAAUGCAUGCUUGGAAAAGAUACUAAUUGAUCGUGAUCCGAAUGCAGCAAUUACCUAUGCUCAAUCAAUUAUAUCCGAUUUAUUAUGCAAUCGUAUCGAUAUCUCACAGCUAGUGAUUAGUAAAGAAUUAACAAAGACGGAUGAAGAAUACUCCGGUAAACAAGCUCAUGUAGAAUUAGCCACAAAAAUGCGUAAACGUGAUGCUGGUUCAGCACCGAAUCUCGGUGAUCGUGUCCCAUAUGUGAUAACAGCUGUCGGUGGGAAAAAUACAGCAGCCUAUGCAAAAGCUGAAGAUCCACUCUAUGUAUUAGAGCAUAAUAUCCCGAUUGAUACAAAAUACUAUUUAGAGAAUCAAUUAGCUAAUCCAUUACUACGUAUAUUUGAGCCUAUAUUAGGUGAAACUAAAGCCAAGUCUGUAUUGUUAAACGGUGAACAUACACGCGUUAAAGCUGUUGUACAUUCCACUGUUGGACAGUUAUCAGCUUUUACAAAAGUACGUGCAACGUGUAUUGGCUGUCGAACACCAUUGCCAACUGACAAAGCAGACUCUGCUUUAUGUAAAUUCUGUGAACCACGUGCAUCAGAAAUAUAUCAAAAAGAAAUUGUCCAAUUGAAUACAUUAGAACAGAAAUUUGCUUCAUUAUGGACUGAAUGUCAACGAUGUCAACAAAGUAUACAUGAAGAAGUUAUAUGCACGAGUCGUGAUUGUCCCAUCUUCUAUAUGCGUAUGAAAUCACGUAAAGAUGUAGAAGAAGCUUACAAAGUGAUUCAACGUUUUGGUAGUCCUAAUUGGUAAUCAAUCAUCUUGUAAAAUAAAACACGAACUCCUCCUUUCUGUUUUUGUUGCCUUUCUUUACUCAUCCAAUUUUCUUGGUGUAUUAUCCUUGUUUAUUUUAUUUUCAACUCAGGUUUUCACCUUUUUUCUCUACCAGAGCUAUAUACAUUUUUUCUCAAAAACAAGAGCUAUUACUGGGCCUUUUUUGUACCAUAAAGAGAAUUUUUGCAUUUUGGAUUUCAUGUUCAAUUGUACUCUAUUUUUGUUGUUGAUAACCACUCAUUUCUAUUAUUUAAAAAAAACAAUAAAACAAAGAUGUUUGGUAU
This is a messenger RNA of Trichobilharzia regenti, 6989 nucleotides long. The record is from the annotation of a GenBank genome assembly. NCBI's taxonomy places the organism in Eukaryota, Metazoa, Platyhelminthes, Trematoda, Strigeidida, Schistosomatidae.